This is a messenger RNA of Nymphaea colorata (pocket water lily), 1375 nucleotides long. RefSeq names its product phenylacetaldehyde reductase-like. Gene Ontology annotation, molecular function: oxidoreductase activity, acting on the CH-OH group of donors, NAD or NADP as acceptor. The record is from RefSeq and is a predicted model, not a curated record. Bases 16 to 1131 code for a protein of 371 amino acids. The transcript has 6 exons. NCBI's taxonomy places the organism in Eukaryota, Viridiplantae, Streptophyta, Magnoliopsida, Nymphaeales, Nymphaeaceae.
UAGUCAAAUUCGAUUAUGGAAAUCCGAUUUAGUGGAGUCGAUCCUCAUGUCUCUUCCUCUCUCUCUCCCUCGCUUUAUAAAUUUCUAGGUGAAGCCUGCUUCUGGCAAACUCCUCCUACCUUGAGGAGACAAGGUGACAACCGGGGGGAGGAAAGAGUGAGAGAAAUGGGGAAGGUGGUGUGUGUAACAGGAGCAUCAGGCUACAUAGCGUCAUGGUUGGUGAAGCUCCUCCUAGAGAGAGGCUACACGGUCAGGGCUACUGUCAGAGACCCAGAUGAUCCAAAGAAGACAGAGCAUUUGCGUGCUCUUGAAGGAGCCAGUGAAAGACUUCAUUUGUUCAAAGCUGACCUAUUGGAUGAGGGAGCAUUCGAUUCUGCUGUGAGUGGCUGCGAAGGUGUUUUCCAUACAGCUUCUCCAUUCUUUAUUGAAACUCAAGACCCACAGGCUGAAUUACUUGACCCUGCAGUGAAAGGCACAGUAAAUGUUCUCAGGUCAUGUGCAAAGACUCCUUCUAUCAGAAGGGUGGUUGUGACAUCAUCUAUGGCCGCUGUUGCAGUUGCAAGACGAACACGUACACCUGAUACGGUGGUUGAUGAGACUUGGUUCUCUGAUGCUGAUUUUUGUAGAGAAAUAAAGUCAUGGUAUGUACUCUCAAAGACCCUGGCUGAGGAACAAGCUUGGAAGAUUGCAGAAGAAGCCAAAAUGGACAUAGUCACAAUAAAUCCGGCAAUGGUCAUUGGUCCUCUUCUACAGCCAACCCUGAACACAAGUGCUGCUGCGAUCUUGAAACUUAUAGAUGGGAGUCCAACAUUUCCAAAUACAACUUUUGGAUGGGUGCAUGUCAAAGAUGUAGCUGAGGCUCAUAUUCUAGCAUUUGAAGAUGCCUCAGCUAGUGGAAGAUAUUGUUUGGUAGAGAGUGUUGCCCAUUUCUCAGAAAUAGUGAAGAUUCUCCAAGAUUUGUACCCCGAUUGCAAACUUCCAACAAAGUGUGCUGAUGACCAACCUUUGUCUCCAACAUAUCAGGUAUCUAAAGAAAAGGUUGAAAAGUUGGGAAUCAACUAUAUUCCUCUACAAGUGAGCCUCAAAGAGACUGUUGAGAGUCUAAAGGAGAAAAAGUUUGUCAACCUCUAACUCGAAAACGUAUCCUAUUUUGCGUGCUGGUUUGUACUAUCCAUUGCAUCCUAUAGAGUGCCAGAUAUGAACCACAGCAUAUGUAAGAAUAAGUGGCUCUGCAGGAUGGUAACCGGACAAUGAAUUGUCUAUUGUAUGUCUUGCAUUACUUGGGUUCAUCUACCAAAGUUGGUCAAACUUAGUUUCUGAAACAGAAAUUCUGUGGGGCACCUUGAUUAAUUCGUUAGUUCUCUCUUCUUCUUUC